CUCAGAUCAUUGUCAGUCACUAUUCAUUCAAGAGUUUGCGACGGAACAGUCACAGACUUUUAGGAAGGAUAUCUUCGGUUUAAGCAUACACGACAAUCGUUAAUUUUAGCCUUCGUUUACGCAUUUGAGUUAUUCUUUCAAAUUUAAAUAACUUAUUGCGUUCACACUACUUGUUACAGUUUUAUACUUUUUUUUUAUCAAUUAUUGUUACCUAAAGUGAUAAUACAAGUGGUGCAGAUAGACUGCCGUUUCUUCUUAAAUUUUAAUUUGUGUCGGUGGUUAUUACAUCAUUACAAAACUGGCGAAAGAACAGAAAACACUCAUGAAUUCUGCUCAUAAUCGAAAGGCGCAUAGUCAUAGUCGAAAAAUGCAGCCAGCACCAAGUCGAAUAUUGUAUGACAUACCAUGCAAAGUGUGUCGCGACCAUUCAUCGGGUAAACAUUACGGUAUAUUUGCCUGCGAUGGAUGCGCUGGAUUUUUCAAACGUUCUAUACGACGAAACCGUCAGUACGUUUGUAAAGCUAAAUCUACGGGUGGUUGUAUGGUUGAUAAAACUCACCGCAAUCAAUGUAGAGCUUGUCGGCUCAAGAAGUGCAUUCAUGCUGGCAUGAACAAAGAAGCUGUGCAACAUGAGCGAGGACCACGCAAUUCGACACUACGUAGACAGAUGUCAAUGUUCUUCAAAGAACCUGGGAAAGAUAUCAACUUGACUGCUACUAUGAUCUCACCACCACCGGUUGCUGUAUUGAAUUUGGCAUUACCCAAAAAUUCUGAUCAGCAUCGGACAGCAAUUGCAGGUCAAUAUGGUUCUCAGAUGCACGCCCAACUUUACUGUGGAAGUAUAACCAUGCCACAAGCGGACCAUUAUCCGGCUUUUCCUCCUGUCACUAUACCGGUAAUACCGUCUACCCAAAUGGUAGUACUGUAUUCUUCAGAUGCAACAUGUGAACACGCGGCACGUGUAUUGUUCCUCAAUGUACGAUGGACUAAAGAUCUGGCAAUAACCACGGGCCUUACAAUGGACGACCAAUUAAUCUUGCUCGAGGCUUCCUGGAGAGACCUGUUUCUUCUCGCAGUAGCUCAGAUGUCACCGACACUGGAUCCAACUGCCCUGUUAUCAGAAGAACUCCGAAACACCCCUUUAGCGUUAGAAGUUCUUCGUUUUCGUGAAGUAUUGAAUGCAAUCAACUCCGUUGGUAUGAACGCCCACGAAUUUGCAUGUGUACGAGCAAUAGUAUAUUUUUCGUCCAUCCUCGAAGACCUCAAAGUACAUCCAAGUAGCCGUAACAGUGAUGGUUCAAUGUCACCACCAGGAACAUCAAAUAUGGCACCUGGCUACCAUGCACGUGAUCCGGAAACUAUUGCACGGCUACGCGACGGUGCAUAUCUAGCACUUGGGCAAAUAUUACACCAUGCAUCUUUCGGCGCAUUGAGAUUCGGCAGAAUAUUAAUGGUAUUGCCAUUUUUAAAAUCUGUAUCAAGUGGUGUGAUUGAAGAAUUAUUUUUCCGUCGGACUAUUGGAGUGAUUCCUAUUGAGCGCAUCAUAUGUGACGUAUAUAAAUCACAAUAAUUUUAAUUAUGAUACUACACGGAGAAGUUAUUCUAGUUUAUGGUCCGGUACAACUAUGACACCAUAGCAUUUAAAACGAUAAUUUCUCCGUGUAGAAGAACCGAGAUUCGGAAUUUUUUUUUCUGUAAUUUUUUUUUUUCCGUGAAAAAUUAAUUUUUUUAUUAAAAAAUGAAAAAAAUUUCGGUUCUCUAGUGGUUUUACUGUCAGAUAAUAAUUACACGGAGAAAUUGUUCUCCUUUGAAAUACUAUGGUGUCAUAGUAGAGCCGGACUAUGUUGGCCACUUGACGGAAAUUGAACUGAACACACGCGACAAUUACUAUGGCCAUGGUAAAAUCGACAGUGGUUACAAUAAUUUGGGAUAUAAUCGUGGUCUAUUUUACUAUGGCCAUAGUAAUUUCCGCGUGUGUUUAUUUAAAAUUAUGCAGGUGGCCGACAUGGUCCGGCUGUACUUUGACACCGUAGCAUUCAAACAAGAAUAAUUUUUCCGGGCACAUACAAUUUAAUUUAAUAUUAUUAUUAACAGUAUUAGUAUUAAAAUUAAAUUGUAUUCAUUAUUAUUUUAAUUUAACGUACGUCAUUACAUACGCGGAAAAAUAGUCUGAUUAGUUUAAAAAAUUGUUAAAUAUAAGGCUAUUAUUAAACGAGAAAUAUAGAAGAAAAAUGUAUAGAUUACAUGCAUGUACAUAAUAACUGUAAAUAUUUGUUGAUGAUAAUUGAUAAAUCAAUUUUAGAGGUUUAAAUAACUGUGAUGUUUACAUAUCACUAGUUUAUAUAUAAGAAUAUGUGGCUUUUGUUUCGAUAUGUUAUACAAAGUUAUCGAUAUUUUUAACUAUGAUAAAUUAUUUAUAUAAUUUUAAAGGCUUGAGCAAUAAACUAAAUGGCUAUAGGUUUAAAUACUAGGUAACUUUUACAUUACAUUUACGGAUUGACUAUUUGUAAAUAUUAUUCACGGUGAUUACCAAUUGUUUAAUCGUAUCUUUAUCGGCUAAAAAAUGUUUUUUGUAAAAAUUUUUUUUUAAUCAAAAUUUUAUGAUUUAUGUCAAUAUUAAGUUCCAAUAGACUUGAGCGCAAUUCAAUUUUAUGUGAAGAUUUUUUAAAUUUUUUUAUCAGAAUAUUAAUAUCGGGAGGACGUUCAGAGUUAAAAACAAUUUUUUAAAUUCUGAAGAGUAAAUUUCGUUUGAAAAAAUAAUUAAAAAUUUUUUUUCAAAUCGUAAGACGAAUUAUUAGUAUUUAGUUUUAUAAAUUUUGACAUUUUGAAAAAUGAAAAUUACAAUAAACUGAUAGUUAUAAAUUUAUAUUGUCAAAGUCGCGACUUUUUAGAAUGUUGUAGACACUUUCAAGCUCUUGACUCACGCUAAUACAAUUCUUUGUUACAAUUUCUACACGACAUAUUUAAAAUUAAUGACCCAGUAUCUUACCAGCGAACUAGUACACGAUCACUCCACAUAUUUGUAUAUCUAUAUUUACUAAAUUGUAAUAAAUAUAUAAUAUAUACAAAUACAUGGGUGAUCAGGUACUAGUUCCCUGAUCGAGUACUGGGUCUCUUACUUUACGCAGAAAAAAAGUAUUUCUAUGCGCAAAAAAUUUUUACUCGCCUCAAAAAAAAUUUUGGGGGUGAGAAACAAAUUUUUUGAGCCGAAAAAAAAAAGUUGUGGGGCAAGAAAAAAUUUCUAAUUUUAAAAAAGUUUCGUUUUUCAUUUCAAUGAAAAAUUUUUCUUGUACCAAAAAAUACCUUUUUUCUGUGUAUAAUUUAUAACUUUUGCUGUCAGUAUUUAAUUACGUAAAAAAAUUCAUCAGUUCUCAAAAGUGUUUCGGUUUUUUUAAUUAUCUUUACUUAAUUUUAAAUAAUUUUUUUUAUCUACUUAUUUUUAAUAGAAAUAAUUGAAUCUUGUAACAAAGAAUUGUGUUCAGUCAAGAGCUCGAAAGAAUCUAUGACUUUGCGAUUUUGACAAUAUACUUAUUUCUACUUAUUUUUUAUCUUUCCUUAAAAAAAUUAUUAAUUCAUCAGUUAUUUUAAAUUUGUAAACUUCAAUUAUAAAAAUUCUCAAGAGUAAUUUCCUACAGUAAAAAAGAUUUAAAACAAUACUUUUUAAUUCUGAUCGUCGUCGCUCGUAAUGAUUCUCUUGAUGUUAUGUUCUGAUAAAUAAAAUUUUUGAUAAACUUUGUAAUAAAUGAAAAAAAAUUUUCUUCACUCGCGAUGAAAUAGAGUGGGCUUGGAACAAAUCAUAAAAUUUUGAGCAAAAAAAAAAUUUUUUAAGAAACAAUAUCACCAACUAAAUAAAAAAUAUAUAUGGAUAUUUAUGAACGAUUAAAUGUAUGUGUAAAACUCAUUAUCACGAGUUUACUUGUAAUGAUAUAUUGUAAAAAAAAAUUACUUUUAAACGAUUGUGAAUAAAAUUCGACAAUGACCAUGAAACUCUUGACUUAUUAUU
Molecule: messenger RNA, 4003 nt
Organism: Microplitis mediator
Lineage: Eukaryota; Metazoa; Arthropoda; Insecta; Hymenoptera; Braconidae
Gene: tll
Product: nuclear receptor subfamily 2 group E member 1
Exons: 4
Coding region: 323-1570 (415 amino acids)
Biological process (GO): anatomical structure development; cell differentiation; positive regulation of transcription by RNA polymerase II
Molecular function (GO): zinc ion binding; RNA polymerase II cis-regulatory region sequence-specific DNA binding; nuclear receptor activity
Source: RefSeq, a predicted model, not a curated record